AUGAAGGGCGAGAUUCUUCACCUUCACCUGGGCCAGGCUGGUGUCCAGCUGGGCAACUCUGCUUGGGAGCUCUACCUUCUCGAGCACGGCCUUGGCCCUGAUGGCCGCCCCGAUCCCAACGCGAAGGAUGUUGGCGACCCAGGUUCUUUCGAGACCUUCUUCACCGAAACCAGCAAUGGCAAGCAUGUUCCUCGAUCCAUCUUUAUGGAUCUCGACCCCUCUCCUAUUGACGAGAUCCGAACUGGUGCCUACCGCCAGCUCUUCCACCCCGAACUGUUGAUCAGCGGAAAGGAGGAUGCUGCCAACAAUUAUGCUCGUGGUCACUACACCAUUGGAAAGGAAAUGGUUGACAAUGUCAUGGAGCGCGUUCGCCGCGUCACUGACAACUGCAACUCUCUUCAGGGUUUCCUGAUCUUCCACUCCUUUGGUGGCGGUACUGGUUCAGGUUUCGGAGCUCUUAUGCUGGAGCGUCUGGCUACUGAGUAUGGCAAGAAGACCAAGCUCGAGUUUGCCGUUUACCCGUCGCCUCGUACCAACACUUCAGUUGUUGAGCCUUACAAUGCUGUCUUGUCCACUCACAGCACCAUUGAGAAUUCUGACUGCACCUUCCUCGUCGAUAACGAAGCUGUCUACGACAUCUGCCGCCGCAACCUCGACAUCACCCGCCCCUCUCACGAGCACCUCAACCGUCUCAUCGCCCAAGUUGUGAGCUCAAUCACCUCGUCUUUGCGUUUCGACGGUGCUCUCAAUGUCGAUCUCAAUGAGUUCCAGACCAACUUGGUUCCUUACCCGCGUAUCCACUAUCCCUUGAUCAGCUACGCACCCGUUGUUUCUGCCUCCAAGAGCAAGCAUGAGAGCUUCAAGGUUGCCGACCUCACCUUCCAGUGCUUCGAGCCGAACAACCAGAUGGUUGUUUGCGACCCUCGCAAUGGCAAGUACAUGGCUGUGGCUCUCCUGUACCGCGGUGACGUUGUUCCCCGCGACUGCACCGCCGCCAUUGCCCAGGUUAAGGCCAAGGCCUCGUUCAACCUGGUCGAAUGGUGCCCUACCGGUUUCAAGCUCGGAAUCAACUACCAAAAGCCCAUGGCUGUCCCCGCUCCUGCCGAAGACGGCGCCCUCGCAUCCGUCGAGCGAUCCGUCUCCAUGCUUUCCAACACCACCGCCAUCGCUGAGGCCUGGUCCCGACUUGACCACAAGUUCGACCUCAUGCACAGCAAGCGUGCCUUCGUCCACUGGUACGUCGGUGAGGGUAUGGAGGAAGGUGAAUUCACCGAAGCCCGAGAGGAUCUUGCUGCCCUCGAGAAGGAUUACGAGGAGGUUGCUGCCGAUGGUAUCGAGGCCGAGGAGGAGCUCGAGUACUAA
Molecule: messenger RNA, 1362 nt
Organism: Pochonia chlamydosporia 170
Lineage: Eukaryota; Fungi; Ascomycota; Sordariomycetes; Hypocreales; Clavicipitaceae
Product: tubulin alpha-1 chain
Exons: 5
Coding region: 1-1362 (453 amino acids)
Biological process (GO): mitotic cell cycle; microtubule cytoskeleton organization
Cellular component (GO): cytoplasm; microtubule
Molecular function (GO): GTP binding; structural constituent of cytoskeleton
Source: RefSeq, a predicted model, not a curated record